AUGUCAAGCAGCGAACCCCCCAGAGACCCCCCCGGUCAUCAGGCCCCGGUAAAAAAGACUCUCGGCCCGGCAUAUCUCCGGCAGCUCAAGGCCAAACAGGACGAGAUCACCGCAGGCAAGGGCAGUCGGAAAUCGGGCAGUUCUGUAUCUUCUGCGGGCAUCCCGCCUCCCCCGAUCAGCGAGGACGGUCAGAGGUCAGAGGGGCGGGUGCUUGACGCGAAAUAUCUACAGCGGUUGAAGAAGAAGCAGGAGACUAUAAUGGGGUCGUCAAGAGGCAGCGGGCAAGCCAGUUCCACCGCGUCGGUGCAUGACUGCGAGAAUUGCGACUCCAAGCAACGUGGCCGCGUCUUCGAAGAACUUGGCCCGGAUGAGGAAUAUUAUGCCCAAGCACCGUCGACAAUCCCUUUUGGCUUCAAUCCGUCGGACGGAGUCCCGAGACACCACGCUGGCAGCAGUGCCAAGAAGAGAACGAACGAGACGACACCUCACAUGCCCGCCGUUGAUGCCGAAUCUUACAAAGUCCCCGGAGCAUUCGAAGAGGCCCUGGUGCAGUACGCCGUACAAUCACCGCCGUCGGUCCCCAGCCCACCCCCCGAAAUGGUCCAGCAGGCCACCCUCCAGACCUUCCUCCGGACAAGCAUCCAACCCCCAGCCAACGGCCCCCCCAUCGUAGCCGACCACCGGCAGAUCCACAUCCACAACAACCACCACGACAACCGCCAGUACUACGGCCCGGGCCCCACCCCCGAUGCCGAAACUCCCGACCGGGCCAGCCAACCAAGCAUCCCCACCCCGCCAUCUCCUGCCCCACCGGCCAACCCCCUCCUAACCUGGCGCACCCUCGGCACCAUCGCCGCCCUCGCAGGCGCCCUCCUCGGCGCCGUCGCGGACCCGCGCUUCGUCGCCGGGUGGCAGGGCCACCGGGCCAAGGUGUACGUGUCCGGGCAGGUUGCCGCGGCGUGGGGGUGCGUUGUGCGGCCUGUUGCGUGUCUGGGGGGCGGGGGAGAGAGGACUACGACGAUGACGAUGACGACGACGACGGUGUAUGUUGCUGAGACGGAGUUGGCGGGGGCAGGUGCUACGCCUGUGGUGAGGAUGCCGGUGCGGCCGCUUGUGGAUUUGAGGGGGGCGUUGAUGGAUGGGUCGGUGGUUGUUGAGGCUGAGGUUGAGAGGUCUGAUCCGAGGAGGAUGGCGGAGGGUUGGUUGGGGGGGGAUGGAAUCGAGGGGGCAGGAGCUGACGAGGCUGUCGAGGACGAAGCUAUUCCUGACCACCAUGUCGGCGAAUUGGUCAAGCUGUGGGACACGCUGGUGCUCCAAAAGCAGCAGGACGGCGACAGUACAUCCCCCCAUCGCUCUACCUCGGAGAUAGCCAAGGAGGCGUGCAAGUUCAGCGACAAGUUCGGCCUCGGGUUCGAAGACCAGGUCAGCCACGAGACCAACGAGGUCCGCGCCAUCUUGCGGGACAUGGCCCUCUUCCCCGCCGAGGGGCCCAUGUUGAAAGUUUGGACCGGCAAAUCCCAGAGCGGGAAAUACCACCUCGACCCAGCAACGCACACCCCCCUCCCCGCCACAACCUGGUACACCUACCGCGCCUCCGUCGGCGCCGCCACCCGCGCCGUGUCGGCAUCCCAGGAAGCCGUCCUCGCGCACCUGGCCCGCAUCGAGGGCGUCGUCGACCGCGCGGUUGCCUUCCGCGUUGCGCAGGAGGAGCGCGUGCGCCGGUGGCUGGACGAGGCCGGCGGAGGUGUGGGGCCCGUCAACGCGCGGUCGUGUCGCUUGGCGCUGGGGCUGAGGGAUUAUAAGAGGGUUGCCGGGGGGAAGGUGAGGGAGCGGAGGAGGGCGGCUGUUGCGGAGGAGAAGCGGGAGGACGGUGGUGGGGGGUCGGAUGUUGUGCUGGCGGCGACGGACUCGCAUAUGGCGCUGGUGAGAUAUGCUGCCGAGGUGUCGUGGGCGUAUUGCCUGAUGUCGGGGGAGAGCCUCGAGGCGACGAAGAGGGCGCACAAGGCCCUUGUUGCUGAUGUCCGGCGCUGUGAGAAGCUGGCGCAGGAGGUGAGAGACCUAAAAACCACGAUCAAGGCCCGGCUGGGUAUGGUCCGGAGCCCCGGUGAUUUUGUCGCCGUCAUGGAGAGCGAUAAGGAGAUCCGCGACUUUGCCGAGGGUCUGCUGGCGUGGCUGGAGGAGGAGGCCGAGAUGACGGAGAAGGAUUGA
This is a messenger RNA of Phialemonium atrogriseum, 2208 nucleotides long. RefSeq lists its product as uncharacterized. The record is from RefSeq and is a predicted model, not a curated record. The transcript has 3 exons. NCBI's taxonomy places the organism in Eukaryota, Fungi, Ascomycota, Sordariomycetes, Cephalothecales, Cephalothecaceae. The coding region runs from base 1 to 2208 and encodes 735 amino acids.